AUGGGUUACCGCGGAAGCGGAGAGAGCUUUUUGUUUGUUUUUCUUUUAGUGAGGGCACACGACUCGGGUGUAUUUGCUACCGUGUUUUUUACCGCCCUUCGUGGUCCAUCUCAUCGCCUUUGCGGGUCUGGUUGCGAUCAUUCGAUUUUUGUCUUUUUCUACUAUGGGGUUCUCCCCGAGUGCAAUUUAGAGUGCGUUUUUUCAAUGCAUUCGUUUACAUUCCCAAUUGCUCAUUGCCCUUCUUGCCCUUACCCAUCCUCUUUUUCCCUACCAUUAGGCCGGCCUUUUUUCCCAAAUGGGUACUUGUUUUUACGAUCUUCAGCUGGAACGUGGAGACUUGAAACUUGGUGCCUCUUAUAUUUAAAGACUACUGAGCUUCUUUGUUUCACCGUCCCACUUCUAGGAAUUUUUUUUUCUUGUAGUCUAGGCGCUUCAAUUAUAUUUAUAUCAUCAGAUUGA
Messenger RNA from Saccharomyces eubayanus, 459 nucleotides. RefSeq lists its product as uncharacterized. The record is from RefSeq and is a predicted model, not a curated record. Bases 1 to 459 code for a protein of 152 amino acids. NCBI's taxonomy places the organism in Eukaryota, Fungi, Ascomycota, Saccharomycetes, Saccharomycetales, Saccharomycetaceae. The transcript has a single exon.